ACAACAACAGGCAAUGUGCAAAACAACAAAAAAGUAACAGGUUAGGAUUGGAUAUGGCUUUUGAAGUUGCCUGUCUGAAGAUAAGCAAAGCACAAAGAUAUCACAAGCUCAAGUGAGCUAAUGGACAAACAAAUACAGCACUGAGAUCUGGUUUUCCAUCGUGAAAAGUGAUGGCAUGAUGAACUGGCAGGCUCUGUAAAAGCCCAUUACUGAACGGCUCUGUCGAUACAGUCAGCACAGGGGCACAUUAGAGUCUGAGUGCAUCAAUUAGUCAGCUGCUGCACUGGACAGCAGCGUCCCUGGGGGGCUCGGUGGGGAGGUGGGCAUGCCCUGUCAGCAGUGCUCCACCUGCCACUCUCCCCAGCUCCUGCGCUGUGCCCGGGCCAGUCUCUGUCAGCACAGCGGCGAUGCUCCCUCUCCUGUGCUGCCUGCUCCAGGCUGCCCUGGCUGUCUCCUCGGAACAGCGCCCGCCUGUGCCCUACAGCAACACCAGCGGCCCCCCGCUGACCACCACACACCGGGAGCCCCGGAGGCCGUGGGUCUUCAGCGUGGACUACCAUCAUGUGCAGGCUCCCUUUGAGAUAGGGCUCUGGAUCAUGCUGGCGUCCCUGGCGAAACUCGGGUUCCACUGGUCAGGCCGAGUGCCAGCGGUGGUGCCCGAGAGCUGCCUGCUCAUCAUGGUGGGGCUGCUGGUGGGCGGGGUCAUCUACAGUGUGAGGCACGAGGCCCCGCCCCUCCUGAGCGCGGAAGCCUUCUUCCUGUACCUCCUGCCACCCAUCGUGCUGGACGCCGGCUACUUCCUGCCCAUCCGCCUGUUUUUUGAGAACCUGGGCACCAUCCUGUGGUAUGCAGUGCUGGGCACACUGUGGAACGCGCUGGGAAUCGGGCUGUCUCUGUACGGCGUGUGCCAGGCGGGUCCCUGGGGUCUGGGCGACCUGUCCGUGCUGCAGAGCCUGCUGUUUGGGAGCCUGAUCGCGGCGGUGGACCCUGUGGCGGUGCUGUCCGUCUUCGAGGAGAUCCACGUCAACGAGCAGCUGCACAUCCUGGUGUUCGGGGAGUCGCUGCUUAACGAUGCCGUCACCGUGGUCCUGUACAAGCUGUUCGAGUCGUUCCUGCGGCUGCCGAGCGUGUCGGGGGCGGACGUGGCAGCGGGGGUGUGCCAGCUCCUGCUGGUGGGGCUGGGCGGGCUCUGCGUGGGGCUGGCCUUCGGGCUGAUGGCCGCCCUCACCACGCGCUGCACCGCCCGGGUCCAGGUCAUCGCGCCGCUCUUCGUCUUCCUCUACAGCUACCUGUCCUACCUCACCUCCGAGAUGUUCCGCCUCUCCGGGAUCGUGGCGAUCGUGACCUGUGCUGUGACCAUGAAGCAGUACGUCGAAGCCAAUAUGUCCCAGAAGUCCCACACCACAAUCAAGUACUUCCUGAAGAUGUGGAGCAGCGUGAGCGAGACCCUGAUCUUCAUCUUCCUCGGCGUGUCCACCAUCCAGGACGCACACAUGUGGAGCUGGGCCUUCGUCUCCUUCACUCUCUUCUUCUGCCUCUUCUGGAGGGCUCUGGGGGUGCUCUUUCUGACCGCCUUGGUGAACCGGCUGCGCAGGAACCCUGUCACCUUCAAGGACCAGUUCAUCAUUGCUUACGGCGGCCUGCGGGGGGCGAUCUGUUUCUCCCUGGUCUUCCUGAUCGAUGACUUCCCCAAGAAGAGGCUCUUCAUCACCACCACCAUCGUGGUCAUCCUCUUCACUGUGUUUGUACAGGGCAUGACGAUCAAACCACUGGUGGAGCUGCUGGAGGUGAAGAGAAGGAAGAAGGCGCCCCCUACUGUGAGCGAGGAGAUCCACAUCCGGCUCCUGGACCACCUGCUGGUGGGGAUAGAGGACAUCACUGCCCAGUGGGGACAGAACUACUGGAAGGACAGAUUUGAGCAAUUCAACAAGAAGUACCUGAGGAGGUAUCUGAUCCGGGCGGACAAGCAGGCCCAGUCCAGCAUCGUGCAGGUGUACCAGAGGCUGGAGAAGAGAGACAUCCUGGGCCCAGACGCCGAGGGGCUCGGGGAGAGCACAGUGCCCCCAAAAGAAGCCGCGCCCCCCAGCCAGCCCCUGCGGCCGGAGGAGGUGGAGAGCUUCCGGAAGCUCCUGUCCCGGAACCUGCACAGCAUCAGCAGAAAGCAGACGCAGACCUACAGCCGGCACACCCUUCACCCCGACGUCACCACGGACCGGGACCUGCCUGGCCGGCCCGCCCUGAGGAGGCACUGCAGCCUGGGGACGGACAGGCAGGGGGGCAGUGAAGGCCACGCUGGCAGACAGCCGCAGACAGCCAGAGGUCUGACCCGGUCUCUGACAGAGGGCUCCAGCGAAGGGCCUGCUGUGCGACCCAGGUCCCUCCUUAACCCCUCAGAGUGGGGCGCAAGUGGGCCCCAGGGGCACUGCGGGGACACAUCUGAGGGGAAGGCUAGGGGGACCCCAAACCUGCCAGGAACCGGCACUCAGGUCCGCCCCCCUCCAAAAAUUCUCAGCUUCUGUCUGGAAAACGAGCAGAGGGGUGGUAGCUGCUGAUCGCUUCUCGCGAAGAGCCGGAGAGGGAAACGAGUUCCUGCAAGGAGACCCCCAGAAGAUUUAAAAAGCACCCGAAGAGACCACCAUGUCACUGGGGCACAAAGCCAGAAGCUACGGGACAGGAGGGCCAUGUGACUGGUGAGCCCCCUGGUGCAGAUCUUACUCGGGACCCAGGCAGUGAGUCACCUCUUACUGUAGAGAACUCCUUUCAGCAGGACCAGCUCCCAGGCACGGCACAAUACCCAGCGCUCCCAGUUCCAGUGCAAAAGUACACGGAGCCAGCAAACCACCCCUGGUCUCUAGUGCUGAUGGCUCCUAUGUGCUUUGCAGAGGCACACUGAAUUGCAAUUUGGAACCUGAAGGAAAAAUGAGAGAUAAUCUACAGAUCUACCUAUUAUUUUGAUGUGUUUAAAUUGUACUGUAAAUGUAAUGCCAAUAUUCAAAGUGAAGUGAAGUUCUGAGGGGAGUCACCAACGUCCUCAGUAGCAAUUGCAAUUUAAGGAUUUGCAAAUGCUAAGGCAACACUUCCCUCUUGUGUUCAUUUGUUGUCAUAGCAAGUACAAUAUAUUGUAUCCACGGAAUGUUAUUGACAGACCCUCAUGAGAAUAUAAAGAAUGGUUAAAAAUGA
Molecule: messenger RNA, 3180 nt
Organism: Lepisosteus oculatus (spotted gar)
Lineage: Eukaryota; Metazoa; Chordata; Actinopteri; Semionotiformes; Lepisosteidae
Product: sodium/hydrogen exchanger 2-like
Biological process (GO): regulation of intracellular pH; potassium ion transmembrane transport; sodium ion import across plasma membrane
Cellular component (GO): plasma membrane
Molecular function (GO): sodium:proton antiporter activity; potassium:proton antiporter activity
Source: RefSeq, a predicted model, not a curated record